AAUGGCAUAAAUCUGAUCCUUUGGGGGAUCUAUUCCUGCCCACAAUCAUUAUUCUGUUUUGAGUGUUUUCUUUUUAGCAUCAAAUUCUUCAUUCUUCAUAUUUGACUCUUCAAACUCACACCAAAAAAAAGAAGAGCUAGAAACCAUGGUAAAGGAUAGGAACGUUGGCGUUGCAUUGGACUUCUCCAAGAGCAGCAAGAUUGCUCUCAAAUGGGCCAUCGAAAACUUGGCUGAUAAAGGCCAGACCUUGUACAUCAUCCACGUCAACCCUAAUUCUUCUGAUGAUCGUAACCAGUUGUGGGUCAAAUCUGGUUCUCCUCUUGUUCCUUUGACAGAGUUCAGAGAUGCAGAGGUUACGAAGCACUAUGGCGUGCAAACUGAUGCAGAGGUUCUUGAUUUGCUUGACACUGCUGCCAGGCAAAAAGAGGUCAACGUUGUGGUGAAAUUGUACUGGGGUGAUGUAAGAGAGAAACUUCUAGAUUCCAUUGAAGAUCUGAAGCUAAACUCUUUGGUCUUGGGAAGCAGAGGUCUUGGAACAAUUCAAAGGAUGAUAUUGGGAAGUGUUAGCAACUUCGUGAUGACUCAUGCUCCAUGCCCAGUGACCAUUGUCAAGGAGUAGCAGUAAGUAGAGUAGAAGAUCAAUUUGGGAGAACAUUCACGUCUAUUAUACUUUUUCAUGCAGUGUACUUGGGCUAUAUUAAAUAAUGAUCUUUAUUUUCAUAAAAGACAGUGAUAUUUUAUAUUCAGUGUGACUUAUCAAUGAGUUCUAUUUCAAUUAGUUAAAUAAAAUGAGUGAAUUAUUAUAAA
This is a messenger RNA of Glycine soja, 807 nucleotides long. RefSeq names its product universal stress protein PHOS32-like. NCBI's taxonomy places the organism in Eukaryota, Viridiplantae, Streptophyta, Magnoliopsida, Fabales, Fabaceae. The coding region runs from base 146 to 619 and encodes 157 amino acids. The record is from RefSeq and is a predicted model, not a curated record. The transcript has 4 exons.